Pomacea canaliculata is the source of this 4234-nucleotide messenger RNA. Its product is annotated as parathyroid hormone/parathyroid hormone-related peptide receptor-like. NCBI's taxonomy places the organism in Eukaryota, Metazoa, Mollusca, Gastropoda, Architaenioglossa, Ampullariidae. The coding region runs from base 1126 to 2793 and encodes 555 amino acids. Gene Ontology annotation, biological process: adenylate cyclase-modulating G protein-coupled receptor signaling pathway; cell surface receptor signaling pathway. Gene Ontology annotation, molecular function: peptide hormone binding; G protein-coupled peptide receptor activity. Gene Ontology annotation, cellular component: plasma membrane. The record is from RefSeq and is a predicted model, not a curated record. The transcript has 14 exons.
GCCUGUCUACCCUGAUGCGGGUGAUGGUGGAGGAGGAAAGCUGGAGGAGCUAGGAGGCGGCGCUGGAUCUCGCGCUGAACUGCCGCCCCACACUCUCCACACCCAGUUGCGCGGCUGGUGAAUGACAGCUGCACGGAGCCGGCGACCAGCCUUGGAAACUACGCCAGCGACGCCCACCAGCCUCGCCUCACUUGGAUGGUUUCUCUGGCGGAUCACAGAGCACACGGGGAUUGCUAGAAACAAAACUUUGUGAGGAGGAAUAUUGUUUGUAGUUGACACUGACCACAGCAUCCCAGGAGACCUCCAGGGUGGACCGUAAACUUCUGGUCUGCAAGGGGGGAACCUGAUGCAGCUGCGGAGUAAGGCGACACAUGAUCUCUUCCGGUGAGAGGAAUACAAGCUUCAUCGUUUGCUACCUGGUAGCGCAGGUGUCAGAGGUCAGAGAUACAAGGGAGACGUCUGGAACUUUCCAGUGACGUCCGUUGCUUCCGGUGACGUGCCAUCCCUUGGAACUCCAGCGGAUAAGCAUCUUAAGGACAGCGUGUGGCGCACCUUGGGACAACAUCGAGCAGGCAGCAUCCUUCGUCAUCGUCAAUAACACAAGGAAGGUGUCGGCCGCUACACCACCGUCUGUAAGGCACCCUUCACACGUGACGACAAGUCUCGGAAGUAGGCAGAGAUCGAUGGCGUGAAUCCAAAAACAUCGUCCAAUCCGAGAUUUCGUUCCUAAGAAGGAGUGGCGAACGUAUUAAUACUCACUCCUUGUCAUCGAAUCAUUUUUCAUUUGCUUGGUGGAAAAAAAAAACUCCGCGAGAGAAAAAAAUCUCCUCUGUCCUUGAUUUAUUUUUUCGUCCACCGCUGACGAGGAUGUGACGUCACGGGCUGACUUGAUGAACGCGACGAUCGCGUGGCGGAUGUGCCUCGCUAGUGAGGUCCUGGCCCCGCGACUGGAGGGCGAGUGACCAGCAGACUCCGCGCCUUGGGGUGAGAUGACAAAAAGAGUUUUAAUCAUGGAUGCUCGGUGAGGAGUUCACGACGGUUGUCUUGGUGUCAUGCAUCGUGAUGGUCCCUAGGGAUUGUUUUUUCUUCUUACUCUCGUAACAUUCCACGUGAUUCUGAAUAACGAUGAAAAACUGGCGAGGAUACAGAUUUCCAGCGCUCAGUUUUUUUCUACUAGUGGUCACCUGUACAAGGGCCCAGGUGUCGGAGCUGUCCGAGGAGGAGCAGAUCUGGAGGCUGGGGGUGGCCAGGCAGCAGUGCGAUGAGUUGAUGAACACCCAGCCUGUUACUCUCACAGGUUUGUACUGCAACCGCACCUGGGACAACAUCAUGUGCUGGCCUGACACACCUGCCGGUGAGGUGCGGCGCCUGCCUUGUCCUGGCUACAUCAACCGCUUUGACCAGUCAGAGUUCGCCGUCAAGCACUGCCUGCAGAAUGGAAGCUGGUUCGUGCUGCCUACUCUAGGGAAGCCGUGGACCAACUUCACCGCCUGCAUCGAGAAGCACGCCAUGGAGACAGUGCCACAGGUCAUUGCGGACCACAUGCCCAGAAUCAAGAUCAUGUACACUGUUGGCUACUCGAUGUCCCUGACCACCCUCAUCCUGGCAGUAGCCAUCAUAAUCUACUUUAGGCGGCUGCACUGCGCGCGCAACAUGAUCCACCUCAACAUGUUCAUCGCCUUCCUGCUGCGUGCCGCCGUCUCCCUCAUGAAGAACGUGCUGCUCGUCAACGACCUCGGCUUCCCCAUCGACGUUAACGUCUCGGGCGCCAGGAUCGACUUCAUCCAGGAGGGCACCCACUGGGAGUGCAAGCUAUUCUUCACGCUUUUCAACUACGUCAUCUUUACGAGCGUCAUGUGGCUGUUUAACGAGGGCCUUUAUCUCGUCCUCAUCCUCUCCGUGUCUGUCUUCGCCGAGAAGACCAAGAUCCGUUGGUUCGUCAUCCUCGGCUGGGGUUUCCCCAUGCUCUUCAUCAUUCCCUGGGUGGUAUGCAGAAUCAAACUAGACGACAUGCUGUGCUGGAACGUGCACAUGUCUGACGAGUUGUUCUGGAUUCUAAGAGCCCCCAUCGUGGCCUCAGUAGCGAUCAAUUUCCUGUUCUUCAUCAACAUUGUCCGCAUGCUCUUCACGAAGCUUACUGCCACCAACUGCCCAGAAUCCAAGAAAGUUAGAUACCGGAAGCUGGCCAAGUCGACGCUGAUUCUCAUCCCUUUGUUCGCGGUGUACUACAUGGCCUUCAUCUGGAUCCCUGACGACCUCAACCCCACCUGCGAGCUGAUCAGGAUUUACAUUGAAAUGCUCUUCAACUCGCUGCAGGGAUUCCUGGUGGCCUUGCUGUUUUGCUUUCUGAAUACUGAGGUCCAGAAUGAAAUCCGCAAGAAGUGGCAUCGGCACGUGCUUAACGGAACUGGAAGCUGGAAUUCCACGCCAUCUGUCGGCUCGUUUUUCCGACGGAGCGCCAACGCGCGGGACAAGAAGCUACACCACAGCUCGCGCCUUGACAGCCGCUCCGUCAUCGAGUCGGAGUGCGCUCACUCCAGCUUCUUCCCAACCGUGGUCACCACUCAGAAGCAAAAUGGCCAUCUGACCACCAUCUGCGAGGAGAGCGUGCUCCUCACGGGCUUCGGGGUUCUGGGGAACAAAGCCCCCGUCGACAAUGGCCGCUCAUCCGGGCAAGACCAUAACGAAAAUCGAAGAAACUAUGAGUCGUUCGACGUAGGCGGCGAAGAGAAUGUCGUCAUUCAAGAACUGUCGCCCUUGAAGAAAGACGAGAAUGGGGACAGCAGUCGGUGACAAGGUGUUGGGACUGCUGGACCCUAGGGUUUGUGAUCCCGGUUAUAUGUUACUUAUCUGUGGACAUCGCUGCUGUUGUCGUUGUUGGAGCUGAACGUUUUACAUCGUGGUCACAAAUGAAGGAAAUCCAUGGACGUGUGUCGCUCAGCAGAACAUCCGACUGUUCAGAACUCAGUCUUGGUCUGAAUGAUGUAUCUAAACACUUGCGUGCACUUCACGCAUUUAACAAAUGUAGUGACCUCUGCUCUACCAGGAGAUCGCAGUCAGGUAGACAAGGAACAUCAGCCGGAGUGUUGUCGACGACUACUGUUUAUGUUUAUCUCGUGGAGAGCAGAAGUACUGUUUCUCUCUCCCCCAACCCUCCCUCUCUCUCCUUCUCUCUUUCUCUCACCACGCCACACGAGAUUAUCCAGUUCAUCACACAUCCCUCCCUCAAGGCCAUCCCUUGUCUGGCAUGUCACCAGGUCAUCGUAGGUCACACGAGGUCGUCUUCUACUAAACUUUUUUCUCACACGCCGUUUCCAGCGACUUUGAAACAAAAAGCCAGGAAUACGGUCCUCAGUGUUGAUGCUCAACCCUCUUGUACGGCUCCAUCGCUGACAAAGGGACCGCUUCAUGAACGUUUGUGUCUGUGCCAAAAGGAAGGGCAGGCACUUAAAUCGCAUCCUAAGCUUGGAGACUGAAUAAUGGAGAUACGGGGGAUGUGGGUGUGUGAGGGGGGACAGAGAGAUGCUGUGUUUACUUGUACUGGAGACGCCAACCGCGUCAGGCGAGGAGCCGGUGGACGUUGCAUUCCCGUCGAGCGGCGUGUUUAUAGCGGUUGUUCACGUUGUCGUUGCUGCCGUUGAUGAUGGUGAUCGGGAAGAGAAGGAAGUGAUGUGAUAUGUUGACAAAAACGUUUGAAAGCUCGUACGUGUACAAAUUUGUGUACAAAUGUCUGAGUAACUGCGAAAAUAGUGUGCACUCGCUUAUAAGUGUGUGUGUGUGUGAGUGAGAGAGAGAGCGAGGUUGUAUGUGUGUGAAAGGUAGAAAGUGAUAAGAAACGAGCAAACAUAAUAAUGAAUGUUAAUAUUGUCAUUAUCAAACACUGUUAGUUGCUUCGACCUGCAGAAUUCUGCAAGGUUCUGUAUUUUCCAGCUGAAAAAAAAUCCCGUAUCCUUUGAAAAUCUGUGCGUGUCAUUCCUGUGGACUGCUUACUCUAUGUAGACCAGUUUUAUUCUGACAUUGCAAACUCAAGAUGUCCCUCACUCUCCAAGAGCAGGCAACUGAAGAUGGAUGACAUUAGACCAGUUUUUAAAGACACAAGUGAUCAACAUAAUGAUGCCGAAUCUGUUAUUCAUGCUGUUGGACUUGCAGUGAUAGGAUGGGCGGGAGUGUAUUUCGCGCUGUUCUUUGUAUGCUUGAGUUUGAUCUGUCUGUUAAUAAUAUCUUGGAUUUCGUA